ACGAUGAGGAUCUUCUCCUUUCUAUGCUUGCUGCUCCUCAGCCUUGGGGUAGUCUCCCGCUACCACUCCCGUUCCCAGGAGAAGAAGAAGGUCAAGGGGCCCUCUGUGAGUGCUAGGGUAACUCCCAGAAGCAAGGACUUUGCCUUCAGUCUCUACAGGGCCUUGGCUUCUGAAGCCCCUGAUCAGAAUGUCUUCUUCUCCCCCAUGAGCGUGUCCAUGAGCUUGGCCAUGCUGUCUAUGGGGACUGGAUCCCACAGUAAGAAACAGAUCAUGGAGGGCCUGGGCCUCAGCCUCCAGCAAAGCCAAGAGGCUGAGCUCCACAAGGGCUUCCAACAUCUGAUGCAGAGGUUCAGUCAGCUUAGUGAUGGCCUCCAGUUGAGUCUGGGCAGUGCCCUUUUUACAGACCCAGCAGUACAUAUUCGGGACAACUUCUUGAGUGCCAUGAAGACCCUGUACAUGGCGGAUACUUUCUCUACCAACUUCGGGAACCCUGAAAUGGCUAAGAAGCAGAUUAAUGACUAUGUGGCCAAGCAGACCAAGGGCAAGAUUGUAGACUUGAUCAAGGACCUCCAUAGCACCCAUGUCAUGGUGCUGAUAAAUUACAUCUUCUUCAAAGCCAAGUGGGAGACGGCCUUCAGUGACAAAAGCACCCACAAGGAAGAUUUCCACGUGACCCCCAAGCAGACCAUACAAGUGCUCAUGAUGAACCGUGAAGACGAGUACCCCUACCUCGUGGACCAGGAUAUUUCCUGCACCGUGGUAAGGCUCCCUUACCAAGGCAAUGCCUCCGCUCUGUUCGUUCUCCCCAACGAAGGCAAGAUGCAGCAGGUGGAGAAUGGCCUGAAUGAGGGAGCCCUGAAGAACUGGCUGAAGACAGCCACAAAGAGGCGGUUAGGCCUUUACCUCCCCAAGUUCUCCAUUGAGGGUACCUACCAUCUGGAGAAAAUCCUACCCAAGAUGGGCAUCAAGGAUGUCUUCACCUCCCAUGCUGAUCUGUCUGGCAUCACUGACCAUGCCAAUCUCAACUUGUCUGAGAUGAUGCACAAAUCCUUGGUGGAGGUAGACGAGUCAGGAACCGUAGCGGCUGCUGCCACAGGAGAGGUCUUCAUGUUCAGAUCUGCUCGGCCGAGGACUCUGCAGAUGAAAUUCAACAGACCUUUUCUGUUUGCCAUCGAGAAAAACAUGGAUCUCUUGUUCCUUGGCAAAGUGGUCCGGCCCUGA
This is a messenger RNA of Chionomys nivalis (European snow vole), 1221 nucleotides long. RefSeq names its product serpin family A member 5 (gene Serpina5). The transcript is spliced from 4 exons. Lineage: Eukaryota; Metazoa; Chordata; Mammalia; Rodentia; Cricetidae. The record is from RefSeq and is a predicted model, not a curated record. Gene Ontology annotation, molecular function: serine-type endopeptidase inhibitor activity. The coding region runs from base 4 to 1221 and encodes 405 amino acids. Gene Ontology annotation, biological process: negative regulation of endopeptidase activity.